UGGUUUUUUAGGAUCAUAAAUAUUGUUCCGGGGAUGAACGGCUAUAAAAUUUACAGCUGUUACGGAUGCGUUGGCAAUUAGUAAUAUUGUAUUAGGAGGGGGGUGGGGGGACAACUAAUCUUGUUAGAAAAUAAGGGCUUCUGUUAGAAUGGAUUGUCGUUGCGAAGCGAGAAGGAGGGAGGCGGUUGAAAACGUUCAGCCAAGGCCCGAUAAAUGACACCAGACUUUAAACCUUACACAUCUGUGGCUGUAACCUCGACCCGCUGGAUACUUUCCUGUAAAAAAAAAAAAUCUGUACACAGACGUGUUAUAUACAGCCCAGAUUGGAAGGAUAAACUAAACCUCCCGGAGAAACUCACACCAACUAUGGCUUCUGUGCGACAGCUGGAGAAGGUGUCGCCCUAUGUCAUCAGGAACGGUUCCUCGGGUCUGUGUGUAAACGGGACUCCGUGGGUCCUGUACCUGUUAAACGAAUGCGUGGACAACACGUGGGAGUAUUGGAGUGUUGUCAUAGGCCUGGUCUCCAUGCUCUGUUUUCUUCUGUCAACCUUACCUCAAGUUUACGAGGCCUACAGACACGGAAGAGUGGAGCAGGCUGUUUCCCUGGGGUUCCUGCUUUUUUUACUGAGUGGAGACCUCAGCAACUUUGUUGGGUGUUAUUUAACCAACCAGCUUCCUAUUCAGAUUGUAACUGCAGUCUUUUAUAUCUUCACUGAUGUGAUUCUGAUCUCCCAAUUUCUGUAUUACAAACUGAAGAAUGCAAAGUCUCAAAAAAACCCUUGGCUGAAAUGGAUUUGUUGUGUCUGGUGUUUGGCAUUUACUACAGUUUGCUCGGUGCUUCCCAAACUAUUGGAAGAGAAAAAGAUAGAGAAUUUAAAUCCACAGGUGAAUUCCACUAAUGUGUUGGAGAUCUCUGGCUAUGCCUUUGGCUAUUUGUCUUCAGUAUUCUACCUUGCAUCUCGAUUUCCACAACUGUACAAAAAUUUUAAAAGACAGUCGACAGAAGGAACGUCCUACCUGCUGUUUGCGUUGGCUAUGAUGGGCAAUGGGACGUAUGGGCUCAGUCUUAUUGUAAUGCUGCCUGCAUUGAAAGGUUCAGAGGGCGUCUUUAUCCUCAAUCAUUUGGCCUGGCUAAUUGGAAGCCUUGGUGUGCUUUUCCUGGACUUCUUUAUCUCUGCACAGUUCGUUUUGUAUCGAAAGCAAAAGUACACUCAACAAAACCUGCUGGUCCUGAAGAAAGUUCCAGAAGUUGAGCCUUUACUUUAUGCCGAUGAAGAGUUGUGAAGAUAUUUAAAUACAGUAUGUGGUUAGUGCUUUUAGAGGUGAGGGUUAGAUCAAAGUCCUUUAUUUAAAGAGAUCAAUUGAAGUUAAUCAUUCCUUGUUUACUUUUUUUGUAAGAAUGAUUACUUGAAAAUGAUGUAUUUAAUAUUGUUAUUAAAAUACUCAUAUUUAUACUGUAAUAUAAGGUUAGUAAAUUGUAGUUAUUUGUAGUUUUACCCAUAGUAAGACCAUACAUCAAUUAGUUGCACAAAUGCAUUUGAGUUGAAAAUGACAUUUUGUAGCAUUCUGAAUAUUUCUGCUAAUAUCCGACUCGGACUCAUUCUAAACAUCUUUUGUAUUGUUUAAUGGAGAUGUGCUUAAUUAUCUAACAUUUUAUUUGUACAUGUUAACAGGAUUUCUCUUAUUACCUUAUGUUUUUCUUCUGCAGUUUCACUUAUCAUACAAAUUUACUAUGAAAGUUAAAACUGCUGCUUUGAUACUAAUGAAUUUUGUAUGGCAUUGCAUAUUUUGUAGGUUUUUAUAGUAUUUUUCUAUGGGUGAAGAUACAGAGUUAAUCACAAGAUGCUUUUGCACUAAAGGAAAGAAGAAGCACUUGACCUUAAGAAGACAUUUUGAACUCCUUUUAAAAGUUAUUCUAGUAUUGUACAUGGUCACAACUAAAGUGGGACUAAAUUAGUUCUCUUGUGGUCUGUGUGCGUCGGCCUGAUUUUGUGGUGCUGUAAAAACAGCUAUUGUCUAUUCUUUCAUAGCUGUUCUAAAAGAAUUGAUUGAAUUAUGCCUUUGUUUUGUAAUGUCUGGGCAGGGAUGUAUGGACUGCUUUCACUGUUGGCAGUGUUCAGUGUUUCCUGCAUCCAUCCGUGUGGGUUCACUGGUUCGGCCAAGAUAACCUCUCAUUUUUUUUAUGCCUAGUUCUUAUUCAUUCCACGUGUAAGCUACCUCAUUUCCAGUUUAUAACAAUGAGUAAAUGUGAUGUCAAUAUGUCCAUGUGUAGCACUCUGUUUUGUGUAAUAACAAAGGAUGUUUGCCAUUGUACAUGGAAGCUUAAAAGCUUUUCGUGCAUUGCACAAAAUCGCACCACUCCUGUUUGACUUUGUGCAAUUAAGAGCUUAAUCUUAAAAGAUCUUACAGCUGGGAAACAAGUAUAAAAUUGACUAUUUUGAGACAAUUUAUCUCCAUACCAGGAAGUAAACCUCUGUCAUUAAAGUACAGAGAAAUGACAUUGCAGUUCUUGUUUUUCAGUUUAAAUUGUUGUGCAAGUGUGUGGUUUCAUGUCUAGCAUGAGCUCCUGGUGCUGUACGAGGUCUGGCUCCAGUGGAAAGAGCUACACGGCCUGACUGCCUUCAACAUUUUACAAAAGGGUGGCUCGUUUGUCUCUUUAGAGAUGAUUUUAAAGAUUCGCAGGUUACUAUUUGUUUUGCUUUUAAAUGCUCCAAAACGCAAUUAAUUCUGGAAGGGUAUAGAAUAAUUACAAUGCCUUAGUAUAUAAAUACAGUAUUAUUCUACAAAAGAUACCCAAAACAUCUCCAAAAGCCAUCAUAUUAAAUAAAAACGCUUAACAUUACACUUGACACAGUUAAUUACUGUAAGUGCGUAGAUAAGUAAAAUUUAAUACGUGGAAAACCUUGACGUACGGAUAUCAAUCUCAGUCUUCUGCUUGACCAUCCGAACUACACAAGUGUUAAUUCUGGUGUAUUUGGGUCUUUAUUUUUUGUACUCAUUUUCUUUGGGAUGUUGAGUUUCUUGGUGGAUGUUACUUGUUUUUUUUUAACAAGCACACAAGUAAAUGUUCUUUACUGGGUGUGCACUUUUAAUUACUGAACACUGUUUUGUAAAAUCGAAUAACCUGUAGUCUCAUGAAAUGUGAAAUUUAUAUGUACAAAUACAGUAUAAACAGUGAAAUUUCUGUUUUACUGACAAAAUCUGCUAAAUGGGAUUUUUUUUAAAGCAAAUAUACCUGAUUUUGUACAAAUAAUAAAUACUAUAUAAGUUUAAAUUCAGGAAUCUCAAUAAUACACUAUAGGUUUAUCACUAUAUCAGUUGAUUAUGAAAGGUAUUUGCAUUUCGUACGCUUCAGAGAAUUUUAUACAGUAUAUUUACAACACAUUAAAUAAAGAGCUUGUAUAUUUAUGAUCAAAAAGGCCCACGAACAAUAUCCAUGGACUGCGAUGAUUUGCAAAAAAAAUAAUUCGAAAGAUUAAAAACGUCUAUUCUCAUAUAAUGUAUUUUUUAGGCUGAAAAAAACAUCAUUUGUGAUUUAACUUUGGACAAUAACAGGCACCCCUCCCCCGAAGUCCAUUAAACUGAGGGUUUACUGUACUUCUAAGCACAUCUAAUCUUAAUACUUUCUGGUUAAAAACAAAACAAACAAACAACUGGAAAUGUUUUGCAUUACUUGUCAUAUAACUGUCAUCUGUUUACAGUGAUUCUAAUAAAGUGCAAUGUCUUGUCAU
This is a messenger RNA of Lepisosteus oculatus (spotted gar), 3731 nucleotides long. It is a transcript of the gene slc66a1l, whose product is annotated as solute carrier family 66 member 1 like. Gene Ontology annotation, cellular component: lysosomal membrane. NCBI's taxonomy places the organism in Eukaryota, Metazoa, Chordata, Actinopteri, Semionotiformes, Lepisosteidae. Gene Ontology annotation, molecular function: L-lysine transmembrane transporter activity. The record is from RefSeq and is a predicted model, not a curated record.